ACAUUCCAAUCGUAGCCAUCGGUGAAAGUCACAUCAGGCUUAUUUUAUAGAAGUCGUUUCGAAGUUUCAGUUUUACUGAAAAUCUCACCGUCUACAGAUCGUACAAAUUUUUCUUAUUCCGAAGAUUUUUUUAGGUUUCCAUAAUUUUAUAGAAUAUAUACGACUACCAUUCGUUAGUCAAAAUGAGUGUGCACUCCACUAAAGCAGACGAAUUGGAAGAAAGUCCAAGUCGCAGUAAAGAAUUGUGGAAAGACGAGCGUUUUUUGAAUUAUUUGCGCGAAUUUAUUAAACAAUGUGGAGAUCUGGAUUGGAUGCAUUUUGCCAGAGAGGCCGCCAAGUCCUGGAAAAAUCUGAGCGAGGACGAAAAGAAAUGUUUCCGCAACCUGGAAAUAGCUGACAUCGCGGUAAUGGCCAUGAAUACUCCAAAGUCAUGUUUAUUGUGCUAUCCUAUGGUCAAGGAUACUCCAAAGCCAUGUUUAUUGUGCAACUAUCCUAUGGCCAAGGAUAAGUCAAAGAAGUCUUGCGGCCAGCCCCGAAAAUCGCGCGAAAAACCGAUGAAGUCUUGUGCCACGCCCUCGCGAAAGUUGGCCUGUCGCAAGCCCAAACCCAGAAAGGCCGCUUGUGCCCCAAAGAAAAAGGACGAGUGCGAAACGGGUGUCAAAUGUAGCAGGCCCGGCCCGGUCACCAACAACGGGUAUCUGAACUUUUUGCGUUCCUACAGGAAGCACCACUGCGGUCUGAAGCCCCGGGAAUUGGUUCAGCAGGGCGCCCAAGCCUGGCGAGCUCUGUCGGAAGAGAAAAAGAAUCGUUACCGCCGCAUGGCCUGCAAGGUAUCCGCGAUGGACCGGAAGAACAGGGAUCGCCGCAGCUGUAAGAAAGAUUAAUUUCUCCUAAAGCGUUCGUUUUCAUCCAAGUCUUUUAGUUUUGUAACAUGUAAAUCAAAAUUAAUUUUCGUGGCUUUUACGAAAUGUAUAUUUAGAGUAUGAUAAUUAUAAUUUAAUUUUUGGCCAAAGAGAA
Messenger RNA from Drosophila ficusphila, 1017 nucleotides. Its product is annotated as histone-like protein 18C. Bases 183 to 884 code for a protein of 233 amino acids. Gene Ontology annotation, biological process: spermatogenesis; sperm DNA condensation. The transcript is spliced from 3 exons. The record is from RefSeq and is a predicted model, not a curated record. NCBI's taxonomy places the organism in Eukaryota, Metazoa, Arthropoda, Insecta, Diptera, Drosophilidae.